AUGAAUCACUUCUCUUUCUUUUUUAUAUUUUUUUAUGUAUACUUUUGUUAUCUCCCAAACAAAACUUUAGCAAUGACCUUAACGCUACAAAACCAAACUGAUCACCAAGCAUUGCUCCAAUUCAAACACUCAAUAACCAAUUAUCCAAAUGGAGUCCUAGACUCUUGGAAUUCCUCCACACACUUUUGCAAAUGGCAUGGAAUCACAUGCAACCCCAUGCAUCAAAGAGUCACAAAGUUGAACUUACAAGGUAACAACUUGUAUGGUUCCAUUUCACCUUUUAUUGGAAACCUCUCUCGUUUAAGAAACAUCAACCUCCAAAACAAUAGCUUCACCAAAAAAAUUCCACACGAACUCGGCCAGUUGUUAAAACUAAAUCAACUCUCUUUGGGCAAUAACAUGUUUUUAGGAGACAUUCCUAAGAGCUUGUCAAAUUGCUCCAAUCUUAAAGUCUUGCAUUUGCUUAAAAACAAUCUCACCGGAAACAUACCAAUCGAAUUCGCCUCUCUUCAAAAGCUUCUCAAAAUAAACAUAGGAAAAAACCAUUUAACCGGAGGAGUUCCUUCUUUUAUGAGUAACCUUUCUUCCUUGACAAGUCUUGUUCUUUUUUUCAACAACUUAGAGGGAAAUAUUCCACAAGAAAUAUGUCUCCUAAGAAACUUGAGAAAUAUAUCGGUUGACGUGAACAAAUUAUCAGGUACAUUUCCACCUUGUUUUUAUAAUAUGUCAUCUCUUGAAUCGAUCUCAUUUGCUGAGAAUCGCUUCAACGGUUAUCUUCCGUGGAAUAUGUUCUAUACAUUACCAUAUCUCAAAGAUUUUAGAAUGGGACAUAAUUUAUUCUCUGGCAAAAUCCCUACUUCCAUUGCAAAUGCUUCUACUUUGAAAACAUUUGACAUUGGUCAAAACUCUUUACGUGGACAAGUUCCAAGUCUAGGGAAGCUACGAGAUCUUGAUUUGUUAAAUCUCGAGAUCAACAUUCUAGGUAGCAAUUCAACUAAAGAUUUAGAUUUUUUGAAAACAUUGACAAAUUGUACUAAGUUACGAAUUCUUAGUAUAACUGCCAAUAGUUUUGGAGGUUUUCUUCCAAAUUCUAUAGGCAAUUUUUCCCACCACCUUUAUGAACUAUACCUUGGGGGUAAUGAGAUAUCAGGAGAAGUUCCUAAAGGGUUAGGAAAUCUAGCAAACUUAAUCAUCUUGAGCUUGGGACACAACCACUUUGAAGGAACUAUUCCAACAAGUUUUGGACAGUUCAAGAAAAUGCAACUGUUAGAUUUGCGCCAAAACAAUUUUUCGGGGGAAAUACCGAGUUUCAUAGGCAAUCUCAGUCAGUUGUUUGAUCUGCGGAUGGAAGAAAACAUGUUUGAAGGAAAUAUUCCUUUGAGUAUAGGGAAGUGUCAAAUGUUGCAAUUUCUAAGCCUUUCACACAACAAUCUUCGAGGACCAAUACCUUUAGAAGUUUUUCGAAUUCCGUCCUUAGCAAAGCUAGAUGUCUCUGAAAAUCGUCUGUCUGGUGAGAUACCAAGAACCAUAUAUGGAUGCUUAAGCUUAAAGUACCUUGGUUUACAAGGUAACUCGCUUAACGGAACCAUACCUUCCAAAUUGUCAGAUCUCAAAAGUCUUCAAUAUUUAGACUUGUCCAGAAAUCAAUUGUCUGGAUCAAUUCCGAAUGACUUGGAGAAUAUGGAUCUUCUAGAAUACUUGAAUGUAUCUUUCAACAAGUUGGAAGGUGAGGUUCCGAUCAAAGGUGUAUUUCAAAAUGCAAGUCGGAUAGCAGUGACAGGAAACAAUAAGCUUUGUGGAGGAAUUUUAGAGUUGCAUCUAUCACCAUGCCCUGCCAACCUCAUAAAACCUACAAAACACCAAAAUUUGAAAUUGGCAGCAGUGAUCAUUAGUGUGAUUGUUUUCCUUAUACUCAUGUUAGCUCUAACCAUCUACUUGAUGAGGAAAAGAAAUAGAAAAUCAUCUUUUGAUACACCGAGAAUUGAACAACUAGAUAAGGUUUCAUACCAAGAACUAUAUCAAGGAACCGACGGAUUCUCAGAUAGAAACUUGAUUGGAUCAGGAAGUUUUGGUUCGGUAUACAAAGGAAAUCUUGCAUCACAAGAUAAAGUUGUUGCUAUAAAGGUUCUGAAUCUUAAAAAGAAAGGAGCACACAAGAGUUUUAUCGCGGAAUGUAAUGCACUAAAAAAUAUCAGACAUCGAAAUUUGGUCAAGGUUUUAACAUGUUGUUCUAGUACUGAUUACAAAGGUGAAGAAUUCAAGGCUUUAGUUUUUGAUUAUAUGAAAAACGGAAGCUUAGAAGACUGGCUUCAUCCGCGGUCAGCAAAUUCAGAACAUCAAAGAAUGUUGAGCCUUGUUCAAAGAUUAAACAUCAUGAUUGAUAUUGCUUAUGCGUUACAUUAUCUUCAUCGCGAAUGUGAGCAAUUAGUCCUUCACUGUGAUAUAAAGCCGAGCAACAUCCUUCUGGACGAUGACAUGGUUGCUCGCGUGAGUGAUUUUGGCAUAACGAAACUUGUCUCGGUCGUUGAUGAUACAUCUUAUAAGGAAACUAGUACUGUCAGGCUAAAAGGGACCAUUGGUUAUGCUCCUCCAGAGUAUGGAAUGAGUUCUGAAGUAUCGAGCUACGGUGACAUGUAUAGCUUUGGAAUACUCGUGUUGGAAAUGAUUAUUGGAAGACGACCAACGGAUGAAAUGUUUGAAGAUGGUGAAAAUCUGCAUACUUUUGUUAAGAACUCGUUUCAUGGUAGUAUUAUGCAGAUUUUGGAUACAAAUCUUGUUGUACCAAGAGAUACAGAGGCAAGAGUGGAGAAGUGCUUAGUUUCAGUUCUAAGGAUUGGAAUUGCUUGUUCAAUGGAAUCACCCAAAGAAAGAAUGAACAUAGUAGAUGUUACUAAAGAGUUGGAUAUAAUCAAGAUGGUCUUUCUUGAUGGUGAGAGAAGAGAAGAUUGA
This is a messenger RNA of Vicia faba (fava bean), 2949 nucleotides long. NCBI's taxonomy places the organism in Eukaryota, Viridiplantae, Streptophyta, Magnoliopsida, Fabales, Fabaceae. The record is from the annotation of a GenBank genome assembly.